Closterium sp. Yama58-4 is the source of this 1293-nucleotide messenger RNA. NCBI's taxonomy places the organism in Eukaryota, Viridiplantae, Streptophyta, Zygnematophyceae, Desmidiales, Closteriaceae. The record is from the annotation of a GenBank genome assembly.
AUGUCUUCCGCUUUCACCGCAUCGUCCCUGUCGUCCCGCAUUCCCACCAGUCUAGCGUCGACGCUCCCUAGACACGUCAGCAGCAGCCGCGUCUCGCGGCUCGUCGUCCGAGCCUCCAGCGAUGACGAGGAAUUCGAGGCUCGUCUGGAGCGCCUAAGGCGGAAAAACGCGAGCGGAACGGGGAAAAAGGCGGAGGAGCGGAAAGCCAAGGCCAGCGGAGACGCUCCGCCUGCUUCCGCCUCGUCAUCCGCUUCCUCCACGUCAGACGCCACGUCAGCAGCUGCAGAAGCAGCUAAAAUCGCCGAGAUCCUGCCUCCUCUUCCACUGAAGGAUCCCGUUUCCGACGGGUUACCAGUUUUGCUCGGAUUUUCUGCGUACACGGAGAGAUUGAGCGGACGGCUCGCAGCCAUUGGAUUGGCCGCUCUUGUCUCGGUGGAGCUCGCAUCUGGAUCGUCCAUUUUGGAGUACCACGACGGCGCGACACUCGCCGUGCAGGUGUAUUUUCUCCUGGGGCUCGGCGCGCUUUACGUCAAGUAUGAGAAGGACAAGUCGAGCGUUCUGCCGAAGAAGCAAGGGCAUUGUCGGUGCACUCAGUUGUGCACUCCCUCAUUCUCACGAUCCCCGCCUGGCCUCUACGACCCUCGCUCUCUACCAACCCAACCCCCUCCCACCCUCCCUCCCGGACACCUCCUCUUCCCCCCCCUUUUCCCCACACACUCCCGUCCCCCUCCCCCUCUCUCUCACGUCACGUCACUCCUCGCCCUCUUCGAUUUUCACUGUCCUUCAAUCAUCCAACUCCCCAGCUCUUACCCUUGCAUUAUUCACUUCCUUCCCCCCCUCCCACCCACUCCUCUCCUGCGUGGCACCUUCCUCGUAGUUUCCUGUCUCUCAUCCUCCUCCACCCCUCUCUCUGCUCCCCAUCCUCUCGCGUCAUUCCCCCCACCUGUCCCGUCUCUCCGCUCCCCCCCCACCCCCCCCCCUCCCUUCUCUCUUCCCCUUCUCGCCCCCUCCUCUCUCCUUCUCUCUCCUCUCCGCCCCAUCCUGACUCCUCUCUCCUCCUCUCCCCUCAUCUCCCCUCCCCUCCUCUCCCCUCAUCUCCUCUCCCCUCCUUUCCCCUCAUCUCCCCUCCCCUCCUCUUCCCUCCUCUCCUCUCCCCUCCUCUCCCCCCUUCUUCCCUACUCCCCUCUCCCCUCCUCUCCCUUCCUCUCCCCUCCUCUCCCCUCCAUCCAUCCCUUACACACUCUCUUGCUCCCCCUCUCUCAUCAUCGCAGUCAUCACACCUGUUAUCUGUGA